Molecule: messenger RNA, 1320 nt
Organism: Saprolegnia parasitica CBS 223.65
Lineage: Eukaryota; Oomycota; Saprolegniomycetes; Saprolegniales; Saprolegniaceae
Exons: 1
Coding region: 253-1320 (355 amino acids)
Source: RefSeq, a predicted model, not a curated record
GUCGUGAGUACUUGUUGGUUUUGAGAACUUCAGCUUGCUUGACGCGGCAGCCUCCGGCGUCCUUGAAGCAGCCGAUCCGACUCUCGCGCGAACUUGGUGGCCUCGACUUGCAGCUCUGUCGUUGCGCCACGUACUAGAACCAUUGCCCUGCCGCCGACGCACCUCGAAGACGCUCCACGGACCGCGACAGCCGCGGAGUCCGCCAUACGAUCCCGGCGCCCACCGUCGCCACAACUUCAACUCGCCCAACCCAUGUUGAGUCUGCGCGCGGACCAGCCCAGCAUGUCCUUGCCGAUGCCAUCGUCAACAGCAGCAUCAUCCGCAGCAGCAGCGUCGUCACCGACGCGGCCCUCCUUCGUGACCCUGCCCCGACCGCCGGUCGUCCGCAAGACAAAGCCGCCCCAUUACCUUAUGCACCCGCUCGACGAGAUCCCGUCGUAUGCUACCCACGCUUCGCAUAGCGGCGUAGUGCUUGAACCCGAGAGCGUUGAAAAACCCCUUUACACAGCGUUGUCGACUGGCACCGAAGACGACCAGUCGACCGACGACACGACCCCCGACGACGAUCGAGACACUACGUGGGGGCCGCGCGCGCGGCCCUUGGCCAAGAAGCGCCGCGCACUUCUCACACCCAAGGGGUCGGGCGACCGCAAUGGGCCGCAGCGAACACCGCCGCCACGCGCCGCCGCCCAGCGCGCCGCGGCCAAGCCGCUCGUCGACCCGCUCAACGAGAAGCGGUCGACGAAGAGCAAGUGCCCACCGGGCCUCCGGUCUGGCAAGUGGACACCCGAGGAAGAAAAGUUCACCAACACCAUGAUCCAUUACUUCCGGCUUGGGCUCCUCCACAUCGAAGACGGCACGUCACUGCGGUGGUACCUUAGCAAGAAGCUCAACUGCGAAGCGAUGCGCGUGACCAAGAAGCUCAAAGGCAACAGCUCGAUCGGGAAGCAAAUCUUCCGAGCGGUCGACUGCCCAAGUGUCACGGAAGAAGCCGUGCGCGAGGCCACCGAGACACUCCGUGUGCUCGAAGAAGAGUUCUUCGCAUCACUCGCGUACAAGCCACCGCCGAAUACUGCGGCCAAGGACGUCGCGCCGCCACCCGCAAACAGCAAGCGACCAAAGCGUGCCAAGCCCGCCCCGGCCCUCACACCCGAGCCACCUUUGCCGCUUGUCGAGAACGACGGGCCAAGCGAGCCGGCCAACCCCGAGGCCGAGCUCCUUUUGCAUUUUUGCCUCUCGGCGCACCGCGGAGAGAAGCGGUCCGCAGACGACGCCGGCUUGGACGAAGACGACGACAAUGAGGACGGCGACGAGUCGUGA